Sceloporus undulatus (fence lizard) is the source of this 912-nucleotide messenger RNA. It is a transcript of the gene CCDC117, whose product is annotated as coiled-coil domain containing 117. NCBI's taxonomy places the organism in Eukaryota, Metazoa, Chordata, Lepidosauria, Squamata, Phrynosomatidae. The transcript has 4 exons. The record is from RefSeq and is a predicted model, not a curated record. The coding region runs from base 32 to 628 and encodes 198 amino acids.
CAGGGCCUUCAGAGAGGCGAGGAAGCACAAAAUGGAGGCCCAGCCCGAAGGGGUCCCCCUCCCCAAGAAGCAUCUGACGGAGGCUGCGAUGGUGAACCCUCCUUCGGCCCUUGAGGCUACUGACGCCCGCCAUGUUGACACCGAUGCAGUGCACACCAGCGGCGCCAAACCCUCCAGACCCGCAAUGGAGAACGCACCCUGGGAGGACAUGGAGGACAUGCCGGGGGAGACCCCCAUUGUCGCAGAGGAAGAGGAGGACGCUGCACGUCGGAGGCUGCACGAAAACGAGGAGAGAAUAAUUGACGAUGACGAUGGCAGCGGUGCAGAAGAAGCAGACACCAUCAUUGCGGGGCGGUCCAGCUCUGUCUUGCCCACCUUGGUCCUUUCGGACACACUCAUGAAUGGCCUCAGGCGCGACUUCGAGGGCGGCCUCACGAAGAAGAUCAUAGAGUCCAUGAGCCGCCCCUCGAUGGAGCUGGUCCUUUGGAAGCCCUUCCCCAGAUUGCUGGGAUCCAAAAUGGCUGACGGCAAAAGGGGUUUGUUGCAGACACCGCCGCAUCCUCCUCCUCCGCUCCUUUACGCCGACCCUGCGGGCGGACCCUCCGCCGAGGAAGAGAUGGAGCUAUGAGACUAAAACCCGAGUGCGAAAGCUCGCAAGAACACCAAAAAAGCCAUAUAAGAACAGUCAUUGUUUAGAGGGCCACGCGUAACGGACAUGUUUUUUACGGGAAAACUAUGCGCCAUCUGAUUCUCUCUUCGUUUUGAGAGGAGACCCAGGUUUCGGAGGCUGUCCUUUGCACACAUAUUUUUCUUUUCCGAAAGUGCCGCCACCGCCAUUUUGGUCGCUGCCAUUCACACCAGGAACUCACUGCCGUUUGUUGCCUUGUGGAAUAUUAAAAUGGUCGAGCGGCA